CUAUAAUUUUAUAAAUGCAGCAGGGAAAACAAUUUACUACAGUUCACACCCUCACUUUCAUUUGGAAUUUUUUUGCGUAGUUGCAAUCUGUUGAAAUGUUCCCCAAGAAGGCUGUGGAUAUCCUAAAAGAAAUCAGGGAUCUUUCGGGGAUUCUUGCUGGAAUGACCAAGGAGUUCAAUAUCGAUAAAUUUUUGGCUGUUUUUUUGGAUUCUUUCCUUGAGUACAGCUCUUCUGAUGAACUGUGCCAUUUUACUUUAUUAGCAAUUAUAGAGACAGUUUCUGUAAAACACUUUGUUGAUCGUAUAGUGUCCAAGCUACUUUAUUCUUGCAUGAGGUUAUCGCAGAGGAAGAAUGAGUUGAUAUCAUCUGAAUCAGGAAGCUGGGCCAAGCAAAUUUUAGAUUCUAUCAAUAAGAGUUACCCUGCUGAAUUUCUUGGAGCAGUUCACAAAUUUCUGGAGGACGCUAAAGUGCAAUCCAAGAAUGAAGAUUCAAUAUAUGAGAUUCUGUGCAGGACAUUAGAUGGGAACCUGGAUUUGUCAGUUGAGGUCUCCGAUUCAAAAAUUUGGUUUGCGCUGGAACAUCCAAAGGUAUUAAAUGUAGGCUUGAACAAUUGAAUUUUGUGACAUGAU
This is a messenger RNA of Camellia sinensis, 629 nucleotides long. NCBI's taxonomy places the organism in Eukaryota, Viridiplantae, Streptophyta, Magnoliopsida, Ericales, Theaceae. The record is from RefSeq and is a predicted model, not a curated record.